Molecule: messenger RNA, 2582 nt
Organism: Cavia porcellus (domestic guinea pig)
Lineage: Eukaryota; Metazoa; Chordata; Mammalia; Rodentia; Caviidae
Gene: Il15
Product: interleukin 15
Exons: 7
Coding region: 866-1474 (202 amino acids)
Biological process (GO): positive regulation of tyrosine phosphorylation of STAT protein; neutrophil activation; immune response
Cellular component (GO): extracellular region
Molecular function (GO): cytokine receptor binding; cytokine activity
Source: RefSeq, a predicted model, not a curated record
CUUUUGCAAAAUCCAAUUCCUGCCUUCUCUAAUCAGGACAGGUUUUCUAGGAGGAGACAUGUGAAGAAUGGCCAGGGCUUGGCAAGCAGGCCUGGGUCCGCACAAGGCGCUUCCUCCUAGACAGGCGGUUCUGUGGAACGCCUGAGCCGCUUGGAAGAAAUGCAGGCAACUUGUAUUGAUACAAAGUUCUUACUCAGCGGGGUUUUAAAAGAAAAUCCAGUUAAUUUCUUCAAGUGUUGUUGCGAUUGCAUAUUGUAAAAGUUACAGUGCACUUGGAUCUAAUUUAUGUAAUUCCAUGUAUUUCAAAUUAAAGAAGCUUCAAAAUACUUGUAAGGAAAACUAACUGUUGAAAGAUGACUAAAAUAGAUGCUUAAACAGGGUGAGUCAGAAAGUGGAACUGGAAGCAAAGCGAUUAUGGCCAGCUAUUUUCCAAUAGAUUUUGGAAAACCUACGUUCUAAUAUUAUGAUACUGAUAUGGCCCUCCUUGCAAGUGGUGGUGACCCUCAGAUAUUUAGUGUUACAGAUUACAGUGUUACUGUGUUACAGUGUUACAUUGUUACAGACUUGGCUGAAUUUUUGUGUUAGUGUUAGAGAGACAGUAGAAAGACCACAGGGGUUAUUGCAUCUUGCUGUCCAGAGGUUGUAAAGUGGACAGAUCUCUUGGGUCUGUUGACAUCAUCAAGAAGCAAAUCACGUCAAAAUUUAAGCCCCUGUCAUUGUCUUAAGCAGAUUAGUGGACAUGAUAGACGGAGGGGACAUAACAGAAGGAGCACCAAGAUAUAUAAAGAACGGAGGACAAAGCAAUAGCUAUUUUAGAUUUUUUAAGUGAGGAAGAAGCUGAAGUUUUCCCUGAAGAAGCAUCAGUAUGUUCUUAAGAACCCAGCCCAGUGUAGGACUAGUUGGCUCUCUGCAGCAAUGUCUCAUUGUGUUCCAUGCUGGUGACAUCUCCCAGAGCCUGAAGCCCAUGUCAGCAGAUAGCCAGCCUACCGGAGGUCAUAAACCAUCUCUGAGGAGUACUUCCAUCCAGUGCUACUUGUGUUUUCUUCUAAACAGUCAUUUAAUAACUGAAGCUGGCAUUCACGUCUUCGUGUGGGGAUGUAUCAGUGCAGGUCUUCCUAAAACAGAAGCUAGUUGGCAUGAUGUAAUAUAUGACUUGAAAAGAAUUGAAAAUCUUAUUCAAUCUAUACACAUUGAUGCUACUUUAUAUACUGAGAGUGAUGUCCAUCCAAAUUGCAAAAUAACGGCAAUGAAGUGCUUUCUCCUGGAGUUGCGAGUUAUUUUACAUGAGUCCAGAAAUGAAGACAUUCAUGAAACAAUAACCAAUCUGAUCAUCCUGGCGAACAGCAGUUUAAAUUCCAAUGGGAAUGUAACAGAAUCUGGAUGCAAAGAAUGUGAAGAACUGGAGGAGAAAAGCAUUGCAGAAUUUUUGCAGAGUUUUGUACAUAUUGUACAAAUGUUCAUCAACACUUCUUGAUUGCAAUGAUCUUCAGUGCUUCUAUUAUUAAUGAACAUCUUCCAAUUGCUUACAGCCAACCAAACACUGCAUACGAAAUGUGUUGCCAAAACAAGUGUUUCUAGCGCGAAGUUGAUUGGGAUACUGAAUCAGAUGAACUCUUAGAAAUGAAGUCAGAACAAAUGUGUUUGAGCGACAUAGUUACUAUGAACUUUUCUGAAACAUUUUUUAAUUUAUUAUUAAAAUUUUACAUAUUUGUAAUAUAAUAUAAAAUGCUGAAUAAAAUUACAUACCUGUUUUAUCAAUUAAAAUUGCUCUGAUAUUUUACCUCUUACAGGAAAAUAGAGGGCAUUGUUCAAGGGUUGUCAUCAAAUUCUGUAGUAAGUGGAACAGCACUGACCGUGGAGUUGGUCAGAGGCUGGACUGGGUCCACUGAUGGCCAGACCUCAUUUCCGUCUACACUUCCCACACAGAGAGAACUGGCCACCAUGAGAAAAUAAGGAGCUGUAUGUGUGAGCCCAAUGCUUUACUCUGUAAUUCAGUUAUUGAAACAUAAAGCACUUGUUAGGAAAGAAAUACAUUACAGUGUGUGGCGUAUAAUGUGGAUCAGUAAAUCCUAAGUGGUGGUGGUAAUAAAAAAUGCUUUUCUGAAAUGUAGAGAGAUGUAUAAAAAAAUGAAUAGUUGCAACUGUACUUAUAUUUAUACUUUUCAAAACACAAGUGUUUUAUUUUCACAGUCUUAUUUGCUUAUUCAUAGAAUUGUUUUGAAAAAUAUUGAUUCAUUGUAGUCUGACAGAAAAUGUUUAUGAUUUUUGGAUUAUAAGUUUUUAUAACUGUUUAUAACUUUUUUCACUGUGAUCCCUAAAUUUGCCGGAUUUCUAGCUUUUCUGUUGGUGCAAAGAGAAAAAGUUAUAAUCCAAUUUAUUUCUUAAUUUUCUAAUCGAUUCCUUAGAGGAAGGUUAGUCCUCUGAUUGUUGUGAGGGAAGAAGGAAAAAAUAAUGCCAGUCAUAUUAGCGGGACUAUUCUGGUAUUAUAAAUACAUAGUGAGCUUAGAAUUUGGAAUUUUCAAAUAUUCAGAAUAGAAUCCUCCUGUUACUUAACAUCAAUAAAUUCAGUUGGUCAUGACAAA